Molecule: messenger RNA, 5313 nt
Organism: Aedes aegypti (yellow fever mosquito)
Lineage: Eukaryota; Metazoa; Arthropoda; Insecta; Diptera; Culicidae
Product: cyclin-dependent kinase 5 activator 1-like
Exons: 3
Coding region: 63-527 (154 amino acids)
Biological process (GO): positive regulation of cyclin-dependent protein serine/threonine kinase activity; activation of protein kinase activity
Cellular component (GO): cytoplasm; protein kinase 5 complex
Molecular function (GO): cyclin-dependent protein serine/threonine kinase activator activity; protein kinase binding
Source: RefSeq, a predicted model, not a curated record
GUAAUUUUGUUCUAUACUCUUCAUUCCAGGCCUCGACGUCAGAGCUGCUAAAAUGUCUGGGAAUGUUCCUGCACGACCGGUGCCGAAAGCUGCGAGAUUUCCAAGCAGGUGACGCCGUGAUGUGGCUGCGGGCAGUCGAUCGGAGUCUACUGCUUCAGGGAUGGCAGGACGUUGCCUUCAUCAACCCGGCCAAUGUGGUGUUCGUGUACAUGCUGGUCCGGGAGCUGGUGGACGGCGAGGAGACCAAAGAGGCUGAACUACAGGCGGCGGUGCUGACCUGUCUCUAUCUGUCCUACUCGUACAUGGGCAACGAGAUUAGCUACCCGCUGAAACCCUUCCUGGUGGAGGAUUCCAAGGACAAGUUCUGGGAUCGGUGUCUGCUGAUCGUGAACCGGCUGUCCUCGAACAUGCUGCGGAUCAACGCUGAACCGGGCUUCUUCACCGAGAUCUUCACCGAACUGAAGGCCUGCGGUAUGAACUCGUCCAGUUCGAACCCCAACGGAAACCUGCCGUGCGGUGCGGCUUGACGCAGUAACAGCAGCAGUCGCCAUCCCCGAGAGGUUGUUGUCCGGCUGUCGAUUGCCGGUCAGCAGCAAAAGUACCAGCACCAGACGACCCUCCAGGAGCUGACCAGUGUCGUUUGAAUGGGAACGACGACAUGACUUCAGCCCGAAUAGAUGGCCAGAGUACAGCGCCCCCAGCCAUCAACCAACGAGAGCUCAGCCUACAACAACAGAAACUAUCACAUGUCACUACUACCAUAGCAGCAAUCAUUCUAACAAACCGACACACUAUAGUUGAAACGGGUUCAGUGGUCUAAACCCUAGAAGGGUGAUAUCCUUCUUCAACCGUAUAGAUGUAUGUGUGUGUUCCGUUCAACGCCAUAUUACAAAUAGUAGCCUCCUCAUCAUAAACCGAAACAAUAGCAAAAAAUAAGAGAAGAACAAUUGUGCUAGAGCUUGGGUGAAAGUUCUCAAACCAACGAAUGCGAAAACUAUCGGUCUUACGAGGGUCGGACAGUCGGAGUAGUGCAGUAAUUCACAUUGAAGUUAAAUAGCCAUACAAGACACAAACACAUUCUUAGCAAGGGGAUUACCACAAGCCAUUUUUGUUUCGUUACCAAUCCAUUGGAAAACAGUAGUGAUUCCCAAAGAUUAGAGUAGAAGAUACGCAAAAAUAAUAGACUCUUUGAAGUUUUCCCGAAAACUGUCGAACAAGGUCGGUUUUGAAUUUAAAAGACAACCGUUUGUAAUUACCAGGUCGUAUUCUCAAUUCCUCCAUGAAUUAAAAGUUAAACGUAAGAAGUUUGGCAGAAAUAGAAAUACGAAGGAAGAAAACCCAACAAAAUGUGAUUCGAUGAAAUUAUAUUACUAUUAGACGAAAUUUAUGAAGUUAGGAUUACCCGGAAACUCCAUCACCAAGAUGGAACUGAUUCUCAAAUUGAGAUGAGAUGAUUUAGAUGGUUCCAGAAGAGAAGGAAUGUUUUUGUUAGGUUACACACAACUUCGUGAUAUUAUUUAAAUACUAUGGCAAAAUAAUUGAACAGAUCUGCAAAUUUUGCUAAACAUAAUUUCAGAUGUAUCUUUUGGAUACUGGAGCUCUUGCUUAACGUAUAAAUGACCAGUAAAGUUUAUGUUUUCAGUCGAUUUUGGCAUAUUGCGUAAAACGUUUGAAGCAAUCUUUUUUUCUGGUCUGAUUGGGAUAUAAAUUUCAACAAAGUUUAAUAAACUGUCAUCGUUCUAAUCGCAAAUAUUCAUGAAAAAGUAUUUGAGAAGAAACAGCUUUAAAAACAGUGUUAGGUAAUGCAAAUGCAUGACAACUUCUAUUGCCGGUCACACCUAUCUCCUCCGUUACGAGGAAAGAAAAGGAUAAUGUUUAUACAACACCCAUUGAAAAGAGGCCAGGGAUAAGGUCUCUUCUUACUUGCCUUUUUGAAAAGUAUAAAAUUUGAAGUGAAAAUAAAUAAAAUUUGAAGUUAUCGAACAUUUAAAAUAGAAGCAAGUUAAAAUGUAUAACUUUCACAGCAUAAUGAAAAUUAUAGGGCUUAGAUUUGAAGGGUUCGAUUAUUUCUCAUCAUUUUUAAACCCUAUAUUCAAAUUCCAAAAUUUCCCGUUUCGGCUAUACAGUCAACAUAGAAUACUAGGCUAAAUACACUGUCCCAAUUGGGAUGUAUUGCUUUUAAAACGUAUUAGAAAAACGAGAUUUUUUUUGCCAAAAUUUAAGACAAUUUUAAAAAUUUGAACGAUGAAGUCUAGUGUGAACGUUUAUUUUAUACAUCUCCGGUUUAAAUCAUCAUUGAUCUAUCGUUUGACAAGUUGUAUCGAUUUGAUUUGGAAAAAGACCGUACUUAAUGCAAAACGAAACCAAAAGCUACUAGCGAGCAGAACGGAGUGAUGAAGGUUUGAAACAAAACCAGAAAAGCCAUAACCUAAGAAAGAAACAAAAAAACUAACAAAAACUAGCCGCGGUAUAAUAACAAAAAAAAACUGAACAAACUUUGUAUAGUGAGUAAGUGAAUGUUAAUGUUUGAUUUUAGUGGUUAGAGAAACAAAAACAAGAAAAAAGCAAGCAAAAAGUCGUUGAUUAUGAAACAAAGCUAAUUCACACCUACUCAAGUGCGUGCAAAAAAGUGAAUUUUGAGACGACAUCGAUGACAUGUGUACAGAGAUUACUGUGAAAAAUACAGCGAGCAAAGAGGGAAUGCAGUGUAUGGGAAACCUUUAAUCUGUUGUGCAAUGGUUGAAAACGUGUGGUCUAGUUUGGAUAAGUUUGUUGAUUCUUGGUUUGUCUCUUCGUGGUUAAAAUUUGGAAACAAAGUGUAGAUAUUUCGGUUUACUCUGUAUUAUAUUUGACAAUAGCAAUGAUCUCAAAAAUAUAGUUUGCAAAACAUUAUAAAUCAAUUUAAUGCACGUUUGCACAUUCCGUUAGGUAAUAUUGAUACAUAUCAGGAAUGUACGUAACAUAAACUCGUAACAAAAGAAAUCAAUUUCAGUUCCCAAUGGGUUGAAAGAAUCAGUAAAAUCAAAAUGGAAAUGUAUCGAUGUAGUAAUCAAUCAGGAAAUUUAAUUUCUUGGAAAUUAAUCAACUUCAGCUCUACACUUAUAACUUAACCCUUUUUGAGAACAACAAUAUAUUUUUUUCAAUUGUUUGCACUUCUACAAGUUGAGAAUUUAAUUAACAACAAAUGAAUUGAAUUUCAAUCUUUGAUGGAUAAAUGACUUAAAGACAGUUCACAAAUUUUUAACGACUUCGAUAUAUUUUGGGAAAACAUAAGAAUCCCAUUUGGAAUUGCUCAGAAAAGGAAGGCUUUGCGCCAAUGCAAAUGUAUUCAUUGAUACAUUUCUAUUUUUCACUGAUCUGAAAUGCUCUUUAUUAAUCUAGUUUACAUUUGAAUAAUCCAUUAUAUUAAAAACGAUUUUUUCUCCCCAUACUCCAGUUGAAAGAACUAUAGCUCUCUAUAAUCAACUGUGAAUAAGCCACAUAAUAAAAAUCUUAAGAUAAAAUAGCAAAAAAAAAAACACUCAUACACUGACACAAAAAUCCAUCCAACAGUUAAGUUGUAUGUUUUAGCAAAACAAAAAUCGUGAUUUAUAUAACACAAUACGCUCACUCUGUUUUUACUAUAGUUUUAAAACUGUAUCGUGUAUAUUGUGUAACAAUUUCCCAACAAUUGCAAAGAACGAAUGUAACAUGUGUAUCAAUAGAAUACUUUCAUCCCAUCCCAAUUUUAAACCACUCCUCUUGCCGCAUAAUGCUUAGAACUGGAAAAAAUAACUGUAAAUAUCAAUUUCUUCUCUGUGUUUGCUAUGAAGCAGAAUUUCAUUUCCAGUUAAAAUAAAACUCGGUUUGGACGCUGAACAACAUUUGUGAAACGCAAUGGAAAUUGGUUUCAAUGUAAGCAAUUUUCAACCGUUGUCCACACAACCGCAUAAAGAGGGCCGGAGUAUGUGCAAUUAAGAAGGAAUGUUCUGAAAAACCAUCGUGAAAUAUAGUGCGACGAAUACAAACGAAAUUUUGACCAAUGUAAUCAUGAUUGAAAAACGCGGCAGGAUCGUUUGAUUGUGCAAUAAAGAAUGAAACUUAACUAGAAUUAGAACGAACUGUACACUGAAAAAAGUUGUAGUUUGAAAAACAACGUUUUUUGUUUGGUUUUAUUUACAAAAAAAUACUGAACAUGAGAUCGUUUUGCGAUCUUUGAAUGAAUACAAAUCUUCCAGAAAAUUCCGUACUAACUUUCUCUCGAUACGCAUUAAUUUAUCUUUCCUUUCACAUUCAAAACAAAUAAAAAUAUUUAACCAUUGCGAGUUGAACUGACAGAAGAUCUUAGUAAUUCAAUGACAUCGGUAGCCUUUCGGUAUGCCAGACUAGCAUAAACCAGAGUUUCGAAUAGUUCUUCUCGGGAACAACCAAGAUUAAAAUUAGUAGUAAAAUACAAAGCAGUUCAAACCAGAAAAAAAGCAUUAAACAUAGAAAAUUCAUCGACACGGGAAAAAUAAUGCUGCAACAGUAAACGUCACGAAAAAAAAAUACCUUGAAGUAACUAUACGAAAAAACGGGACAAGAUAAACACAAAUAAACCAAAUAAAAAUACUGUUGAAUGUUGAAUACGGAUGUAAAAGAAUAACAGAAAUAAACACAUAAUAAGAGUUAUUAACAAAUUGGAACGAAUCGUUUUAAACGGAACAGAUGGUUUGAUCCACACUGUGUUGUAACAGAAAUUUUCAAAGUGAAACGAGAGUAAUUGAAAACAGAACAGAUUAUCAACAGCGGCAAAAUGGUCAUCAUAUAAAGAAAACUAAUCUUUGGAAAGAUACACAAGACCAAUAAAAACAAACUUUAAUGUAGAAACGAAAGUUGUUAGAAAAUCCCUGCUGAAGUUGCCAGAAGAAACCAACCACAUCAAUAUGAACCCUGUUUCUGUCCAAAGAACACAUAAGCGAUUGGGACCGAAUGAUUGCCAAACCACGAACCACUAUAAACAUUCCCUAUCAAAUCACUUUAAAUACAGUGAAGUAAAGAAACAUUACACCCAGAAGAUCAGAUAAUAAAUACGUACAACUUAGGAGGGUGGAAGAAAUGACUACAGCAUGAUAUUAUCCGAGAUGCAGAUCUGUUAUCUCACGGGACAAAUGGAAAUAUAUGACCAUUGUAGAAGAAUAGUAUCCUCCAUACCUUACCAUCGUGAUGGAAUAAGGAAAAUGAACUAGUUACAACAAGCGGCUAGAAACCCCAAAUCCUGCGAUACCCAAUAUUCGACGAAAAAUCGGACAGGAGAAAAAGAGAAAAAAAUAAAAUUCACAACUUUCACGGAAG